Molecule: messenger RNA, 603 nt
Organism: Trypanosoma conorhini
Lineage: Eukaryota; Euglenozoa; Kinetoplastea; Trypanosomatida; Trypanosomatidae
Product: extradiol ring-cleavage dioxygenase class III protein subunit B
Exons: 1
Coding region: 1-603 (200 amino acids)
Molecular function (GO): zinc ion binding; oxidoreductase activity, acting on single donors with incorporation of molecular oxygen; ferrous iron binding
Source: RefSeq, a predicted model, not a curated record
AUGUUGUACGACUACUACGGAUUUCCUCCUGAGAGUUACGAGAUAAAAUACCCAGCACCAGGAGAACCAUCUCUUGCGCAGGAGAUGGUGGCGGCGUUGAAAUCCAAUGGGCUCGCGGCGGAGCUGGAUGGUAGUCGGCCCUUUGACCAUGGUGUGUUUGUUCCUCUUAUGAUUAUGUUUCCAGAGGCCAAAAUUCCUGUUUUGCCCAUCUCUGUCCUUCGGGGCGGGGAUCCGGCGGAGCACAUUCGGAUGGGCGAGGCUCUACGACCUUUUCGAUCCCGUGGCGUCUUCUUUUUGGGGAGUGGAUCCACGAUGCACCACUUUUCGCACUUCAACAAGAAAGAUGCCGGAAAAAGGUUUGGCGAUGCACUAAGUGAGGUUCUUUGCGCAAGUGACAAGGCAAUGCCCCCAGAAAAGCGUAUGGCAGCAGUAAAGCGGGUGACUGCGAUGGCUGGAUUUGACGAGGCUCAGCCUCGUGGUGCGCUUGAACACCUUAUGCCGCUCUUCACUCUCUUUGGGACGGCGAAUGGGACACAGGCCAAGGAGGUGGCCAAUGUGCCUUUUUUCGAGGCCAACGUCCGCCACCACCUCUUCCCAAAUUAG